CUCCUUGGUAGUGCUGGCUCUCGCGCGCAGUCUGCUGAAUCCUCAUGCGCGUGCGGUCGUAACUUUGGAUAGCGCGCGCUCAGUAUUGGCUGCACGCUGGAGCUCGCGCGGCGGAGUAGCACGGUAAUGAAUGUGGAUCUAUUCGCCCUGUUCUGUUCGGGCAUCAUCUGCCACGCCGAGGACGCGAUAUUAACGCCAAAAAAGUGCGAUAGAGCCGUGGCAGCAUGAUCCUUCUGUUCGGUGCAUUAAAUCCCCUGCUUUUCCUCAUUGUCUUCGGACUGUAUCCAUCCAUGACGAUUGGUCCCAAGGAAGGAUGGCAGGUGUAUAGUUCGGCACAGGAUGCUGACGGACGCUGUAUCUGCACUGUGGUUGCACCGGAACAAAACCUCUGCUCCAGGGAUGCCAAGAGCAGACAGCUCCGACAGCUGCUGGAGAAGGUGCAGAAUAUGUCUCAAUCAAUUGAAGUCCUGAAUCUGCGCACGCAGCGCGAUUUCCAGUAUGUCAUGAAAAUGGAAAAUCAAAUGAAAGGGUUACGGACGAAGUUCCGGCAAAUUGAAGAGGACAGGAAAACUAUAAUGGCUAGAAACUUUAAGGAGCUGAAAGAUCGUAUGGAUGAACUCCAGCCAUUGAUUCCUGUGCUAGAGCAGUAUAAAACAGAUGCUAAGCUGAUCUCUCAGUUCAAAGAGGAAAUCAGGAAUCUGUCUGCUGUGCUGACGGGCAUCCAGGAGGAGCUGGGAGCUUAUGACUACGAGCAGCUCUAUCAGAGAGUGCUCAGCCUGGACAGUCGCCUACGAAACUGCAUGAGCAAACUCACAUGUGGGAAAUUAAUGAAAAUCACCGGCCCUGUGACUAUUAAGACAUCUGGAACGCGGUUUGGCGCAUGGAUGACCGACCCUCUUGCAUCUCCAAGAAAUAACCGGGUUUGGUAUAUGGACACUUACACCAACAGCAAGGUGGUUCGAGAGUACAAAAGCAUCGCAGACUUCAUCUCCGGCCUGGAAUCAAGAACCUAUUACCUUCCCUUUAAAUGGGCUGGAACCAACCAUGUUGUCUACAAUGGCUCUCUAUACUACAACAAGGAGCAGAGCAACAUCAUUGUCAAAUACAGCUUCGAGACCGGACGGGUUCUCGCCCAACGUGCUUUGGAGUACGCCGGCUUCCACAACGUCUACCCCUACACCUGGGGAGGCUUCUCGGACAUCGACCUGAUGGCAGACGAGCUGGGUUUGUGGGCUGUAUACGCCACCAACCAGAACGCAGGAAACAUUGUGAUUUCUCAGUUAGAACCGCAGACGCUAGAAGUUCUCCAGACGUGGAACACGGAAUACUCCAAAAGGAAUGCAGGCGAGUCCUUCAUGAUCUGUGGCACGCUCUACAUCACCAAUUCCCACCUGACCGGAGCCAAGGUGUAUUAUUCGUACAACACAAAGACCUCGACGUAUGAGUACAUGGACAUCCCAUUCCACAACCAGUACUUUCACAUCUCCAUGCUCGACUACAACGCUCAAGAACGGGCGCUUUACGCUUGGAACAAUGGACAUCAGGUCAUUUUCAACGUCACGCUUUUUCAUGUCAUCAAAACCGAAGACGACUCCUAAUGGACUUAAAAGGAUAAAAGAAAGAAGGACAAUUCAGUUUGAAUUUAUGCUGUUAUUUUCUACUCGCUUAUGGUUCUUUUCCCAAAGUUAAUGAGAUAUAUUGCCUUCACCAUUGACUGCAGUUUGAGUCAAGCAUUGUCUCGCCGUGACUGAUGACACAUGAAGACUUGAUGAUCCAAUGCCAUUACAAACAGAACAAUUUAAAGUUCUUUUAUUCAUCUGCUCAUAGCUGCUCUGAAAGUUAGGCCUUACUUGCGAUAUUUCACAACGUGAGCCGCAGGCGGAUUGCUCUACUGCAUGAAUGUCUGAUUCUUUCGCCAUUUGUUAUCUGUUCUGUGGUCUUUCUAUAUAUCAGAAAUUCCAUUUUCUUAUAUAGUGGCGUGUUUUUGGCGACUUUGGUUUCUCCAGACUCUCCUGGUAAUCUAAUGUUGUGUCAAGUUUAGUUGUAAAAACUGUAGAGCCCUGAAUAUGAACCUAUGUAAACGAUUGUAACAUUCAUUGUCACUGUGAGAGGAAAUAUUUUAUAUUAAAUCUAGAACAAAACAAUAAAUCAACUGGAACGAAGCCACAAAUCUACAUCCAUAAAUGUAAACAACAGAAC
This is a messenger RNA of Sinocyclocheilus grahami, 2199 nucleotides long. Its product is annotated as noelin-3-like. The record is from RefSeq and is a predicted model, not a curated record. Gene Ontology annotation, biological process: signal transduction. The transcript is spliced from 6 exons. NCBI's taxonomy places the organism in Eukaryota, Metazoa, Chordata, Actinopteri, Cypriniformes, Cyprinidae. The coding region runs from base 225 to 1598 and encodes 457 amino acids.